Molecule: messenger RNA, 861 nt
Organism: Mycetomoellerius zeteki
Lineage: Eukaryota; Metazoa; Arthropoda; Insecta; Hymenoptera; Formicidae
Product: dolichyldiphosphatase 1
Exons: 5
Coding region: 198-860 (220 amino acids)
Biological process (GO): protein N-linked glycosylation; lipid biosynthetic process
Cellular component (GO): endoplasmic reticulum membrane; intracellular membrane-bounded organelle
Molecular function (GO): dolichyldiphosphatase activity
Source: RefSeq, a predicted model, not a curated record
ACUCCUGCUUGCACGACGAUCCGUUUGGUGGCUUUGUGAGUUGUAAGCCGUCGGCGAACGGGGGAAUUCGCGCCUUUGGCCUCUUUAACGUUAGUCGACGUCGUGCGACAUCGUGCUACAAUUACAAUUAUAGCGAGCCGCGAGGUCAAUGCCAGCGACGACGACGAGAGUGACGGAACAGGCAAUGAUGAUCAUGGAUGAUAGCACGGCGGCCACAAUCUCAUAGUCGCAGGACCACGAUAACGAUGGCAUCGCCUGACAAACCGUUGGAUGGGAUCGAAUCACGUUUCGCACGUGCCGUUGACGAGACCGAAUGGAUCCCGCUGUCUCUAACAUUGGUGGAGUAUCCGCAAGGGGAUAUCUUUGGGCAGCUUUUGGCUGUAAUAAGUUUAAUGCCCUUUGUCAUUAUAACUGGUUUUAUCACAUUGAUACUUUUUAGGAGGGAUUUACAUACUAUCGUAUUUUUUAUCGGAGUCGUUAUCAAUGAAUGUAUAAAUUAUAUAUUAAAACACAUGAUUCGUCAAGCAAGGCCGAUGAAGAGAGAUGGCCUGUACGCCGAAUACGGCAUGCCGUCUACACAUGCACAAUUUAUGUGGUUUUUCGCUGCAUACGCAACACUUUUUAUAUACUUUAGAUUAAAUUACAACUGUACGAUAACUGAGAGAUUUUGGCGGACAAUAGUAGCGAUAGGAUGCAUUGUCACAGCUUUAUUGGUAACUUACAGCAGAGUGUAUCUGCUGUACCACUCAAACACCCAAGUAGUUUGGGGUGCAUUAAUUGGGAUUACCCUGGGAUCAGCGUGGUUCCUAAUCAUGCACAUGAUCCUAACACCAUUUUUUCCUAUAGUAGUCUCGUGGUGAG